This is a messenger RNA of Olea europaea var. sylvestris, 2705 nucleotides long. Its product is annotated as condensin-2 complex subunit H2-like. Gene Ontology annotation, biological process: mitotic sister chromatid separation; meiotic chromosome condensation. Bases 309 to 2366 code for a protein of 685 amino acids. Gene Ontology annotation, cellular component: nucleus; condensin complex. The record is from RefSeq and is a predicted model, not a curated record. NCBI's taxonomy places the organism in Eukaryota, Viridiplantae, Streptophyta, Magnoliopsida, Lamiales, Oleaceae. The transcript has 11 exons. Gene Ontology annotation, molecular function: chromatin binding.
GUAAGACUCAUUGGCCCAUAAAAAGUUGGACUUUCAACCAAGUCCAGUUACCUUGGGCUACUAUUUUAUAAGGCCCAUGACUAUUUCGUUUCAGAGGGAAUAACGGUCACCAAAAUUUUCAAAUCUCUCUCUCUCUCGGUAUCUAUCGAUAAUGACAUUCAUCUCUAUACCCGCACCAGUUUCAUAAAUCAAAUCCAAUUUCUUUAAAUUUCAAAACGCUUGUUAAUUUUGUUUUCCUUCUCGCAACCCAACUUUAUAGCCCCCAGCGAAAAAUUACUAGUAAUGGACGGUAAAAAUCGGUUUUUUAAAUGAGUAACGAUUUUGAACAACCGGAAUUCUCCUCCGGUAAAUUCAUCCACACAGUACAACCUCUGCGGGACCUCGAAUCGAAUUGGGCCGUCGAUUUAGCCAAUAAUUUAGAGGAAUACUUGAUAAAGAUUUGUUCCGGUGAAAUCACUGGCCACGACGAUUCCCACCUGUCGGUAAAUUUUGCUGAAGCUGCAUUGCUUCUUCAGGGAUCCAUACAGGUGUACAGUAGGAAGGUGGAAUAUUUGUAUUCUUUGGUUUUACAUGCGUUGGAGUUCAUUUCCCGGAAAAGUCAGCAAGAUCAAGCAGAUAGUAUUGCUGCCCAACCCGAAGAAACUGGUACGCAUACUGCAAAGGAUGAAGAGGAUGAUUCAUUUUGGGUUUCAGAUGACAUCCCAGUGGAAGUAAAGAUUUAUUUGGAUAGUGCAACCUGUAGAGUUUCUUCCCUGACUCACUUUGUGAGGGCCCCUGCAAAUCUAAUUGUCCUUGAAGGGGAUUGCUUUGAUGCUGGUGGUGACGAUGGGGAACUAGAGUCCUAUCUGUUAGCCAAUAACGAUCUCUACCGGGAUUUCAUUUUGCUGGACUCUUGUGAUGCCGUUGCAGUUAAUAAUUUUCUAAAUGGUGAUUGUAAAGCUGGCAAAGGGCAGACUAAUUUUUGUAGAGGCAGCUCACUGACCUCUAGAGGCCGUAAGAGCUUUCAGUCACCAAUAAGACAAUCCGGGGGUAAUGGCAAUAAGUUGGCAGUUGGAAAGAAUCUUGACAAUAAUUUUACUCAGUCCCCUUCUAUUAAUCCUGUAAUAGAGUCUAACAACAACAAUGUGGGAUCUUCCCCUCCUGGCCUUGAUUUUCUUGACGAUAACCAUGAUGAAACUGGAAUCGGAGAUGGGUAUCCAGAACAAGGGGACUUGGAUGAAUCUGAUGAUGACGAUCCAUGGAAACCUACGAAUCCUCACGAACCAGGGAAUUUGAAAGUUAAACCUUAUAAGAAAGUAAAAGCUAACAAAAGGCAAGGGGUUGGUUCCAGGAAACAUGUUUCCAUAACCGAAGAAUUUCCUCUUGCAAAAUUAAAUGGUCCCACUAGUUCAGAACUCACUGAAUUAUGGGAAGCAAAGCGUGGUAACUCAGAAAGACAAGGCAAAUCUCAAUCUACUCCACUUUAUGAAAAGCUUCGGGAAUCACUUGUUCUUCGAGGAAGUAAAAUGAACGAUGCCUUUUAUGAACCUGAGGAUAACAUUGAAGAUCAUGGAUAUGAUAGUGGGGAUCCAGAUAGUGGCCCACCUGAUUUUGACUUUCCAGAGAACAAAUACAGUCAAGAUGAUGUACCUUCUCACCAGGAAAAUCAUGAUAGUGCUGGCGAUCACUUUGUAUUCAAUGAAGCUUAUGAUGAUCCUGGUGCUAAUGCAAGCCUUGAAGAUCUUUGCCGUUCUCACUUGGAUUCUCUUCUUGCUAGUCUAGCCGAGAGCGAGCAGACUGAAUUGGCUACUAGGGUUUCAACAUGGAAACAAAGAAUAGAGCAGAACUUGGAAGAACAAGACGCUCGGCCACCAUUUGAUAUUCAUGAAUAUGGUGAUAGAGUUUUGGAUAAACUAUCUAUGGAAGGAGCUGAGGGAAAGGCCAAGUCUUUCGAAGAUGUUGUCAGGGGACAAGAGAAGCAUGACGUUGCUCGGACAUUUUCUGCUCUUCUUCAAUUGGUGAAUAAUGGAGAUGUGGAUCUGCACCGAGGCGACAAGAAUGACAAUUUCACUUGCCACACGGCUGCUAAUCCUUUCUAUGUUCGGCUUCUGAGGCACGAGAUAAGGAAAGGAGUGAAGCUUCGGUCAGCUAAAAAGAGAGUUAAGUCUCCUUUAACGAAAGUAUUUGCCAGUAGUAAAAGAAACAAGCCGGGGAAGGAGAAUCGCCCAGUUGUUAAUAAUUCAUGGCCUUCACCUUCACGUUCUACCUCAACCUCCAGAUUCUCUCCAAGUCCAAGAAAGGCAAGCAGCGCCCGGGGCACUCCUGAAGGCAAGAAAAGACGGAAAUCACGAUUGGUAGCCCCUUUAGACUUACAUGCAGCAGGGUAACACAGCCGGUUGGCGAGGUGUACACCACAAUGCCUUUGUAUCACUAAGGUAUUGUCUAAUGGCUCAACCUCAAAAUUUUGGGACCAAAAGCAGUUAGCAACUAUCUUAUGUUUAAUGUCUUAAUCAUUGUAGUUCUAACUUUUAAGAUACUAGUAACCAAAUGGCUACUGAUGUCUGUAACAUUUGUUUGUCCUAAACUGUUUUGUUGGAUUUAGCACCAUAGCCAGAGGAUUGUAACAUUGUUUUUAGUUGAUUGUUGCAUUUUCAUUGAAUUAUUGAAAUAAGGAGAGAAAUUUAAAUAGAUAGAAGAUUGUAUCAAAAAUCCUACAAUUUUCUAAU